UUUUACAAUCCAUGACCUCCGGGGCUUGGGGGCGAAAAAAUUUUAUGGAAAAUUCUGCGGAGGAUCUAUUGACCAUAUCAGUAUUCGACAGCUUCAGCUUAUCCUCUUCAAAGUUGCACUUAUGCUGGGAAUUGAAAUCCAUGUGAACGUAGAGUUUGUGAAAGUUCUGGAACCUCCUGAAGAUCAGGAAAACCAAAAGAUAGGUUGGCGGGCUGAAUUUCUCCCAAUGGAUCACCCUCUGUCAGCAUUUGAAUUUGAUGUUGUUAUUGGUGCAGAUGGUCGCAGGAACACUUUAGAAGGUUUUAGAAGGAAGGAGUUUCGUGGAAAGCUGGCUAUAGCUAUCACAGCCAACUUUAUCAACAGAAACACAACUGCAGAAGCCAAGGUAGAGGAAAUUAGUGGUGUUGCUUUCAUCUUCAAUCAAAAAUUCUUCCAGGACCUUAAAGAGGAAACGGGAAUUGACCUGGAGAAUAUUGUUUACUACAAAGAUAGCACUCACUAUUUUGUAAUGACAGCAAAAAAGCAGAGUCUUCUGGACAAAGGAGUGAUUAUCAAUGACUGUAUUGAUACCGAGAUGCUUCUCUGUGGGGAAAACGUAAACCAGGACAAUCUGCUGUCUUAUGCAAGGGAAGCUGCAGACUUUGCAACCAAUUACCAGCUGCCUUCCUUGGAUUUUGCGAUUAAUCACUAUGGGCAGCCAGACGUGGCUAUGUUUGAUUUUACUUCCAUGUAUGCCUCUGAAAAUGCUGCACUAAUAAGAGAAAGGCACAGACAUCAGCUCUUAGUUGCCCUUGUUGGAGAUAGUUUACUUGAGCCCUUCUGGCCGAUGGGUACUGGCUGUGCAAGAGGCUUCCUAGCUGCUUUUGAUACAGCAUGGAUGGUGAAGAGCUGGGAUCAAGGAAAACCCCCACUAGAGAUCCUUGCUGAACGAGAGAGCAUUUAUCGACUAUUGCCCCAGACUACACCCGAAAAUAUCAACAAGAACUUUGACCAGUAUACCAUUGACCCAGGAACGCGCUAUCCCAACUUGAACUCCAGCUGUGUUCGACCUCAUCAGGUUAGACAUUUGUAUGUUACAAAUGAGCUACAACAAUGCCCUCUUGAAAGGGUCAGCUCUAUUAGAAGAUCAGUGAAUGUCUCAAGGCAUGAAUCCGAUAUUCGACCUAAUAAGCUUUUAACCUGGUGUCAGAAACAGACAGAAGGCUACAGGAACGUUCAUGUCACUGAUCUCACUACUUCUUGGAGGAGUGGCCUUGCGCUGUGUGCAAUUAUGCACCGCUUCAGACCUGACCUCAUUGACUUUGACUCUUUGAAUGAAGAAGAUGUUGUUGAAAACAACCAGCUGGUGUUUGACAUCGCUGAACGAGAGUUUGGAAUUCCUCCAGUCACCACUGGGAAAGAGAUGGCGUCUGCUGGAGAGCCUGAUAAACUCAGCAUGGUCAUGUACCUCUCAAAAUUCUAUGAGCUAUUUAGAGGAACCCCUCUGAGAGCAGUUGAUGCUGUGGAUAAGCAAAAUGGAGAAAAUAAUGACCUUUGCUCAGCAAAAUCAUCAAACUUCAUCUUUAAUAACUACAUCAAUUUAACGUUACCAAGGAAGCGAGUACCAAAAGUUGAAAGGAGAGAAGAAAAUGAUAUGAACAAAAGGCGUCGAAAGGGCCUCGGUGGCUUUGAAGAGGCUUCACGUUUUUCUAGUCGGGGUACGAAUUCUGGUAAAGAUCAGGGCGACAGAGAAGGAAUGAAUCAAAAUAAAGUAAAGUCAAUGGCAACGCAGCUGUUGGCAAAGUUUGAAGAAAAUGCCCCAAACACAUCUCUCCGGAGACAGGAGCUAGUAGAUAAACCAGCCCUGCUCUCUUCCUCUGAUCCUCCUGCUAAUCCUCGCUUUACUAAGCCUAAGGAGCCAAGUCCUUCACCUCCACCAAAGAGUCAGUUUCAGGCAGUAGCUAGGACUGAACAUGUGGUCAGAGAGCCAAAGCAAUCUUUGCAUGGUUCUGAUCGUGUGGCCAGGGGAUCAAGAAUUGUAGAAAAAACAGACAUACAGUCCAGGCUUUCAGAAACUCUUGCAUCUACCUGUCCUGCUGCAUUUGUGAUUUCUGGAGUGCUUAAACGCCUUCAGCACGUGGAGGAAAAAAUUAAUCAGAAAGCUCAGUCCGUAGCAAAUAGGGAAUUUCAUAAAAAGAACAUUAAAGAGAAAGCAGCUCAUCUUGCCUCAAUGUUUGGAUACGUGGACUUACCAAAGAAUAAACUACCUAUUAAAGGCCUAUCCUAUUAUCAGCCCCCAACUCCCUCUUGCCUUCCAGCUCAUGAUUCAGCUGCUACUUCAUCUUCAUCAUCUAUUCACUCAGCUUCCCCUGCUGUUCAAUCUAGCAAGAUGACUGUAGGGAAGGUGUCACGUGGAAUAGGGGUUGUGGCUGAAGUCCUUGUCAAUCUCUCUGUGAAUGACCACAAGCCCAAGCCACAGUUUUCCUCCCCAGAACUGAACCAGUCAUUGGACACAGCUACAUCUUUCCCCACUUCCUAUUCCACUUCUCCAACUUGUGCUUCUACUGUUCAGAGUUGUCAGGGAUCUCUGCGAAAAGAAUUUCCUCAGACUAUAGGUGGCAGUGACAUCUGUUAUUUCUGCAAGAAACGGGUAUAUGUCAUGGAGCGCCUGAGUGCAGAGGGCCACUUCUUUCAUAGGGAAUGCUUUAAGUGUGAUGUAUGUUCUACAACGCUCCGCCUAACAAUCUAUGCAUUUGAUGUAGAAGAAGGUAAAUUUUACUGCAAACCUCAUUUUACACAAUGUAAAACAAGCAAUAAGCACAGGAAAAGACGAUCUACAUUAAAAACGCAAGAGAAAGUGGAAACAGAAAUGUGGAUGCAAGAGGAACCCAAGCACCCAGAAACCACCACAGAAAGUACUACUUCUACUGUUAGCAGUCCAGAGGACAGGCCCCCAGUUCAUUUCAACAUUCCAGUUCUACGUCCAUUCAUUGGCUGAAACAUUUCUGUUGUAAGGUGAUUGUUCUGCUUGACAGUUUCAGAAUAUUGUAACUAACCGCUAAUAUCGUUUGACAACAUUUUGGAGCAAACUGUGUGUCUGGUAUAUUAACGGAUGAAAGCUUUAGCAUGAUUAUUUUUUUUUAACCAAUUGCACAGCGCACAAUGCAAGAAAAGAUCAUUUCUUAUGUUUCUAUAAAGGACAUUUCUUUCUUUCCUCCCCUGCAUGUACAUCUUUUCUCAUGUUUUUAAAUAUUAGGCAACUCCAUUGUUUCUCAAAUACUAAUUAAAUAAAACUCUACUUCUUUCAAAGUAUAAUAUCUGCACUAAUUCAGAACCAGAGCAUGAAGAAUCUUACAGAUGGUCUUCUGUGUCUUGUUUAAGUGGGGAUAGUAAUGCUUACCAGUUUCGUAAAGCACUUUUUAGCUAUCUGGAUGAAACAGUGCUAUAUGAAUGUGAACCAUUUCCCCUCAAUAUUCAGGGAGGAAAAAAAGUUGAAGUUUCUGAUAAAACAAAAAUCCACAUUCAGAGCAAUAAAAAUUCCUAUACAAGAGGGGGGGAAAAAACCCAGAGUUCAUAGGCAGUUUAAUAAAAAUGGAGGUGCUCUUUUAUGUUUAAGGCACUUGGAUUUGUAAUAAACAAUCAGGGUUCUGUAAUUAGAAUGUUUGAUUCCAAUUGUUUUCACUAAUAACCGUUUUAACUAUGCCCAAUUAGCAACUUUGGGGUUUGUUUUAUUAACUGAUAAUAGAUUUGUCUUGGUGCAUGAGAAGUUACUUUUAUUUCCUAUGAAGGGCUUGUGAGAAUUUUUUUUUAAAUGCCAAGUAUAUUUGAAUAAAAUGAUAAUCUAAAAAGAGAGAUGCCUACAAAUGAGAACCUAUGUACCAAUCCUGCAAAUGGAUCCAUUAGCAUGGAACCCUGCACUCUUGCAUAUUCUAAUUGAAAUCACUGGGGCAGUGGUCCAUGUUGUGAAUCCAAUUGCACAUGCAGGA
This is a messenger RNA of Terrapene triunguis (Three-toed box turtle), 3965 nucleotides long. RefSeq names its product microtubule associated monooxygenase, calponin and LIM domain containing 2 (gene MICAL2). The transcript is spliced from 24 exons. Gene Ontology annotation, molecular function: protein binding. Bases 122 to 2977 code for a protein of 951 amino acids. NCBI's taxonomy places the organism in Eukaryota, Metazoa, Chordata, Testudines, Emydidae. The record is from RefSeq and is a predicted model, not a curated record.